CAGGAAGGCAAGACUUGCCGCCUCUGGGUCAAGAGGCGUUCCUCUGGGGCAAAAAAAGACCCUCUCACGGGACACAGCGCGUUCUGACGGUACAUGAUGGGCGACAGGCGAUUGAUGAUGAGUGGGUACGGGCGCCCCAAGAUGUUGGGUCAAUGGCCUGGAAUCGACAGGUUGCUCAGAAAUGAAGGCACUCUUCUCCUAAGGGAACGAGGUUCGGGGUUGGGGCCCGGAAGUAGGUAGUGCGGUCGAUCCAUCCCGACAGCAAAUUGUCUCUUGUGUGUCAGUCCGUGUACUGUAAUGCAUACAGUUACAGGAAAAUGCAGAAGCAUGCAUUGGCCCUAUUCACGAUAGCGGGAAUGCAUCCGGCGAUGACUGGCAGAAAAAUGAUAGCAGCGGAGGUGGUUGAUAACCGCAGAGUGGGGGUGUUGGGCUCCGCAAUAGGCGCGGACGAGAGCAAAAUCCUGGAGGCUGGGUAGAGAGGAUGGAUCCCGUUAGUGCAGAAGGCGAUUGAACGAAGGCUGCAAGGAUGUUCCGGAACGGCCAGCCCAGACACUAAGCCGUCUGACUGGAUACUUCCAGUCCACUCACAGUAUUGCUCAUCCUGCCUAGCAUCGGAGCAGAUUGAG
Messenger RNA from Aspergillus costaricaensis CBS 115574, 626 nucleotides. RefSeq lists its product as uncharacterized. The record is from RefSeq and is a predicted model, not a curated record. The coding region runs from base 318 to 476 and encodes 52 amino acids. The transcript has a single exon. Lineage: Eukaryota; Fungi; Ascomycota; Eurotiomycetes; Eurotiales; Aspergillaceae.